This is a messenger RNA of [Torrubiella] hemipterigena, 1967 nucleotides long. Lineage: Eukaryota; Fungi; Ascomycota; Sordariomycetes; Hypocreales; Clavicipitaceae. The record is from the annotation of a GenBank genome assembly.
GCCGACAAUUACAUUGUGCCCAAGGCUCUGCCGGUGGAUACUAUAAUGAGGGAAUAUCUGCCAGCCUCUCUGCAACCCUUGCCUUUAUGCGUCGGAGCCUAAUGUGCAAGUCUCUCGUUACGUGGCGUGUUUGCGUAACGAGUCGCGUGCUCAACUUCCCCUUUCAACCAAGCUUACACAUCCCUGGGCCUACUUCCACUGUCAUGGACGAUCAGGAGCAGACGUUUCGCUCUGUUGCACGUAAUUGGCAAGAUGGGUAACAAACCGGCCAGGGAAGAGCGGCGUGAUGCUUCGGACGAGGAGAUCAAGUCCCUUCCUCAUGUAGCGGACUCUAUUCCAUUCAAUGUUUGGGUGGCAUUGUUGGCCAGCGGCGCUGAAAGAUUCUCAUUUUACGCUGUAUCUACUCCUUGGCAGAAUUACAUCCAGAAUGACCGCGGGAGCAUUGCGGUCCCUGGUGCGCUCGGGUUGGGACAAUCGACUGCAACCAACAUCACAAGCGCAUUUUAUUUUGUGACUUUUCUUUCACCAACACCGUGGGCCAUCCUAUCUGAUACGUGGUUGGGUCGCUACAAGACACUGUGUCUCGCUUUCUUCCUUAACUUCUGCGGAUGCCUGGUUAUGUUUGUGACUUCGCUCGAUGUUUUUGGCGCGCAAUCUAUACAUGUGAUUGGGCUAGCGUUUGCUAUGAUUCUUCUUGGUUUAGGAACUGGAGGUGUCAAGGCCACUGUCUCUCCCUUCAUCGGUGAUCAGUACACGAUAGUACACCCUCAACUUGUAGUGAGGAGAAACGGACAGAAGGUUAUCGUCCAUCGAUCAUUGACGCUUCAAUACGUGUAUAACAUAGCUUACUGGUUUACAAACAUUGCUAGUCUAUCGCUCAUAGCUUCAACGUAUUUAGAGAAGGACGUUGGUUUCUGGGCUGCGUACCUUUUGCCUCUCUGUUCCGUAUGGAUGCUGGUACCAAUGCUGCUUUUCUUCAACAGAUAUUGGGUCAAGCUUCCACCACAAGCGAAUGUCCUUUCGCAGGCUGCCAGGGUUGUUAAGUCUACUACGCGGGAUCGUCUCCGCCUAGAUUCGGCGAUGCCAGCGUACCAGCAAGAGAAAUACGGCAAGUGCGUCGACUGGGAUGACGCAUUUGUUUUGGAGAUCAAGAGAGGACUUAGGGCCUGCCGAGUUAUGGCAUGCUUUGUUCCGUUUCAUUUGUGCAUGAACCAGAUUGUCAACAACUUGGUGUCUCAGGCAGGUCAAAUGCGCCUUGAGGGAGUACCCAACGAUACCAUUCAAGCCUUGAAUUCCAUUGCUUGCGUGCUUCUGGGACCCGUUUUGCAAAAGGGCUUGUAUCCAAUAGUGCGCAAGCUGGGACUGAACUUCGGCCCAAUUGCCCGCAUAACGUGUGCCUUUAUCAUAAUGAGCACCUCUAUGGCUGUUGCAGCUGGACUACAGAAAAUAAUUUAUGAAAAGGGCCCAUGCUAUGAAAGCCCGCUCAACUGUCCUGCCUCGCAGAAUGGUAGUGUUUCUAAUGACAUAUCGGUGUGGGCGCAAACACCGGUGUAUCUGCUCCUCUCUGUGGCUGAGAUCUUAGGGUUUACAACUUUAUCAGAAUACAGCUACUCAGAAGCACCUGAGAGUAUGCGCAGCUUGGUGCAGGCUCUAGGACAGCUGAGCUCUGGUAUAGGUUCGGCGCUGGGCAUCGCCUUUUCUCCGCUGUCCAAAGACCCUCAAAUUUUGUACCUGUACGCUGGGCUCGCGGUAACGAUGAUCACGGCCGCUCCGGCUUUUUGGUUUGCCUUUAGGAAGCACGACAUUGCUUUGUCCUCGGCCCCCAGUGCUACUGAACCAACUAUCCAGAACCGUUGAUGGCUUCUAUCAGAGACAUAACCGAGUAUUGAGUGCCAGAUUGCCUAGUCAACUUGUGGCGGACAUAGACUCAAUAAUAAUUUAUAUAAUAAAAUUAUUUAUAUCUUGAU